AUGGAGAAUCUGAUGUACAAGGAUUGGAAGGCGGAGAAUGAGGCGAAGAUAGGCAUGCGGUUUGGGGAGGUGAAGAGUUCCGGUUUGGAGCAUGUGGAGCUGCCCUUGGAGAUGAGCAGCAGCAGCACCACCACGAGGCAAUCUUCCCUUGUGAAUGGGGGAGAGGAGGCCAAGGAUGCAGAGGAAGAAGAGGAGGAGGUGCAGCAACUACCGGAGGGGCGUAAGGCGAUUACGUCCAAGUGGCUCUUCAAGAUCAAGUCCGACGCCGACGGUAAAAUCGAGCGCUACAAGUCUAGGCUUGUGGCCAAGGGGUACCAGCAGAAGGAGAAGGUGGACUAUAAGGAGUUGUUUGCUCCUGUGGUGAAGCCGACGACGCUGAGAACCCUACUCGCGGGUGCUGCCAUCAAAGGAUGGGUGGUGAAACAAAUGGACGUGACAACCGCAUUCCUCAACGGCGUCCUAGAGGAAGAGAUUUUCAUGGCGCAGCCAGAGGGGUUUGAUGAUGGUAGUGGCAGAGUUCUGAGGCUGAAGAAGGCCCUUCAUGGACUGAAGCAGGCCCCUAGGCAGUGGUACUUGAAGCUGCGAGGAGUUUUGGAGGAGAUAGGCUUCACUCCCUCAUCCACCGAUCAUUCCUUGUUCAUGCUUGGCGAGGGGGAGCAGAGGAGUUUCAUGGUGGUUUAUGUGGAUGACAUCCUCAUUUUCUCACCCUCCUCUGACCUUGUGAAGGAGGUGAUGCUGAAGCUUCAAGACAAGUUCAAGUGCAAGGCCCUUGGUGACGUGAGCUUCUACCUUGGGCUCCACAUCGAACGAGAUGUGGAGAAGCGGUGCAUGCGGGUGCAUCAACGGAAGUACCUAGAGGCAUUGGCUGCCAACUUUGGGCAGAGUGAAGGCCAUGUGGCUACACCGUUUCCUUAUGGGUUCAAGUGUGUGAAGGGACCAGAGGAGGAGAGCGUUGGUGAAGAGGAGAGGCGCCGUUUUCACUCGUUGGUGGGCAGCCUCAUGUACGCGGCGGUAAACACCCGACCGGACGUCGCGUUUGCUACCGGACAGUUAGCCAGGGUUGUUCAAUGCCCUAAUGAGGAGCAAGUAGCAGCUGGAAUGAGGGUGGCCAAGUAUCUUGGCCAAACACCGACCGUUGGGCUGCAAUACUCGGCGGCGGCACAAAGGCGCCAAAAGGGCGCGGAUGGUGUUGAACCCGGGCGUUUGUUCCUCACCGCAUUCUCGGAUGCUUCUUUUGCAUCAGAACCAGAGGACAUGACAAGUUUUGGAGGGUUCAUUUGCUGUGUUGGUGGAGGCAAAACUGCUUGGGAGAGAAAGAAGCAGGUGGAUCAAGCAUUGAGCUCGGUGGAGUCCGAGUACAUGGCACUCUUCCGUGCCGUACGGGAGAUUGUGUGGCAGCGGCGUUUGUUGGCCGAAGUGGGGGAGGAGCAGCAAGGACCUACCCCACUCUACUGCGAUAGCCAAGGUGCCAUUGCUCUUGCUAAGAACCCUGUGUUGCAUGGCCUCACGAAGCACAUGAGGGUGAAGUGGCAUUGGACGAGGAGCAUGGUGGCCGCGGGUGAAGUUGAGUUGCACUAUGUGAAGACGACAAGGCAGCCAGCUGACAUGAUGACCAAGAGGCUGGUGGAGCAGCAGCAUUGGAAGUGUUGCAAGCUGGCUGGGAUGGCUCUGAACUGA
This is a messenger RNA of Closterium sp. Naga37s-1, 1677 nucleotides long. Lineage: Eukaryota; Viridiplantae; Streptophyta; Zygnematophyceae; Desmidiales; Closteriaceae. The record is from the annotation of a GenBank genome assembly.